Messenger RNA from Dracunculus medinensis (Guinea worm), 1443 nucleotides. The record is from the annotation of a GenBank genome assembly. Lineage: Eukaryota; Metazoa; Nematoda; Chromadorea; Rhabditida; Dracunculidae.
CAAAUGGCAAGCUCGUUACUAACAGUUCUCACGUUUUUUGUUUCGUUAUCGACUGUUUCAUGUUUAAAAAUAGGAGUAAUCGGUGGCGGAAUUGGUGGUGCUUCAUCGCUUUAUUAUUUACGUAAAUUAUUACCUAAAAUUAUCGAUGCUGAAAUUGAUCUUUUCACUGACAGUGAUAUUGGAGGUCGUAUUACAACUGUGCCGAUGCGUAUGAAUGGAAAGCUAAGAUCUUUUGAAGCUGGAGCGAGUAUCAUCCAUCCUAAAAACGAAUAUAUGAAUCAAUGGCUUAAGGAAUAUGGAUUUUCAAAGGCGCGACAUCCUGUAAAUAGGCGUGGGUUCGGGAUUUGGGAUGGAAAUAAAUUUGUUUUUCGGAAAAGUAAUUGGCACCUUGUCACGAUGUAUCGUCUUUUUCGUCGAUACGGUUUUGAUCUUAUCAGAAAUCAUUUUUUAAUCAAUAUUCUUUUGUCAGAAUUUUCAAGAAUAUACGAUUUUAUGAGCAGAAAUAUCUCAUUCGAUUCGAUAGAUAGUUUUGUGGAGACAAUUUCACCAACCAUGGCUAAUAUAGUUAAUAUUACAAUCAAAGAAUAUCUUUCUCAAAAUAAAUUUGGCGACAGUUUUAUAACAGAAUACGCGUCCGCAGCACUAAACUGUAAUUAUGGACAAUCAAUCAAGGAAUUAGGAGCAUUCGUGGGAAGUGUUGGUCUAGCUGGUGGAGUUCCUGGAUUAUAUUCAAUUAAUGGGUCUAACAGAGGAUUAGUUGAAAAGUUGGUCGAAGAUUCACGAUGCAAUAUAUUUUUUAUGAGUGUUAAUAAUGUAACUAAAGAGGGUGAACUCUAUAAUAUUGAGGGACUUGAUAAGAAUGGGAAAAUCGUUAAAGAAGGAUAUGAUUAUAUUAUUUUGGCGGUACCUCUCCAUCAACAUCAAAAUAUUUCGAUUGAAGGUGGUUUUUCUUUCCUUUUGAUGAAGUUUUGUUCGUUAUAUGUCCUUCAAGGAUCAAUACGAUCUUCUUACUGGUCAAUGAAUGAUGAAAAUAUUCCCAAUUCAAUUCUUGUAUCAAAUAAUCAGCUUUUUUAUAAUUCUAUCAGUCAGAAUUCUCCUGUUGAUUACCAGAUUGAUGAAGCCUUUCCAUCGGAUGGUCCGCAACGAAUUUUCAAAGUUUUUUCUGAAAAUUUUCUGUCGCAAGCUCAACUAGAUGAUUUAUUUAGCGAAAGGAAGGAUGUGAAAACUAUCGAAUUUCUCGCAUAUCCCGAAUACAAAAAACCACCAUUGCUGCGUCCUAGAUUUCGAUUAGUUGAUCGAAUUUGCUUUGUUAAUGCCAUAGAAUGGUUAGCAAGUGCAAUAGAGAUGAGUGCCAUAGGUGGACGAAAUUGUGUCAAUAUGCUUCUUAAUGAUUUGCAUUUGUUGCAGAAGGAAAAUUUAAAAAGUGGAAAGGUUGAAUUAUGA